AUGGUACACCGAACCCAGAUUGUACACCAGAAUUACAAUAGUACACUAAACCAAUAUGGUACACCAAAAUUAGAUGAUAAACCAAAUCCAAAUGGUACACUAAACCUAGAUGGUACACCAAAUCCAGAUGGUAUAUUAGAUCUAGAUGAUACACCAGAUUCAGAUGGUACACCAGACCCAAAUGGUAAACCAGAUUCAGAUAGUACACCAGAUUCAGAUGGUACACCAGACCUAAAUGAUACACUAGACCCAGAUGGUACACCAGAGUCAGAUGGUACACCAGACCUAGAUGGUAUACCAGACGUAGAUAGUACACCAGACUCAAAUGGUACACCUGAUUCAGAUGGUACACCAAAGUUAGAUGUUACACUAGAUUCAGAUGGUACACUAGACCCAGAUGGUACACCAGAGUCAGAUUGUACACCAAAGUCAGAUGAUACACCAGAGCCAGGUGGUAUACUAGACCCAGAUGGUACAUCAGACGUUAGAUGGUCUACUAUACUCAAAUAG
Camelina sativa (false flax) is the source of this 510-nucleotide messenger RNA. NCBI's taxonomy places the organism in Eukaryota, Viridiplantae, Streptophyta, Magnoliopsida, Brassicales, Brassicaceae. The record is from RefSeq and is a predicted model, not a curated record.